Molecule: messenger RNA, 1413 nt
Organism: Babesia sp. Xinjiang
Lineage: Eukaryota; Apicomplexa; Aconoidasida; Piroplasmida; Babesiidae
Product: ATP-dependent RNA helicase CHR1
Exons: 4
Coding region: 1-1413 (470 amino acids)
Biological process (GO): maturation of SSU-rRNA
Cellular component (GO): 90S preribosome
Molecular function (GO): ATP binding; nucleic acid binding
Source: RefSeq, a predicted model, not a curated record
AUGGGCGUAAAAAAGACGCAAAUAUCGCAAAAACAAAGGGAGAAGGUCACUUUCGACCAGGAAACUACCGUCACAGAUAGCCGUGGCGAUGUCCUAGAAGAUGUCACACUUCUAGACACUUUUGAAGAUAUAAGAGCAAGAUAUCCAAACAGUUCUAAUUUAAAUUGGCUUAUAGACGCAAUUCGAGACCGAUUGGAACUCACGACGCCAUCACCUGUGCAGCGCAGCGUAAUACCGCUUGCACUAGAGAACAAAGAUAUUCUGGCCGUAGCUCCAACAGGAUCUGGUAAAACCUUGGCAUACCUAAUUCCACUCUUGUCUCUUCACAAGAAACUAGGCACUAUACAAAGCCUUAUACUGGUUCCGACCGUUGAGCUUGUCAACCAAGUAAAACGGGAGCUAGUAUACCUCAUAGGUAACUCUAUAUUAACGAUGCCUUAUGACGAUCUAGGUGAAAAUGAUGUUGCUGCAAUGCCGCUAGAACGCGGAUACAAGAAAUUCGAUACAGAAAUAUGCAUAUCGACACCAGGUACAAUGAUUUCAGUUCUAAAGAAACAUCCGAAAGUAUUGGAUCACCUGGAGAUUCUAGUAGUAGAUGAAGCUGAUGUCCUGCUAGAAGGGGGAUAUGCGCAACACUUCGAUAAGAUACUAUCCCAACUAGUGACCAUCAAGGGCCUUAAGAAAAUGCUAUUCAGCUCCACUAUGCAACCACAGGUCGUUGAACUGGCGAAAAGCUUCAUGCCUAGCGCACUGCGCGUGGAAGUCGGUCAGAGUACAAGGGCAUGUAAAAAUAUACGGCAAGAACUCAUGUGCGUCACCAACGAAAACGGAAAGGUGCCAGCACUGAGACAGAUCAUUAGAGAGGGACGUGUGCGGUUGCCGUGCCUUGUAUUCCUACAAAGUGUAGACCGGGUGAAACAGGUCUACCGCCAAAUGAAGGACGAUAACCUCCUGGUAGAACGACUCACAGGGAAGCUCGCACCUUCAGAACGAGAAGAACUUAUAAAUCGAUUUAGACUGUCUAAAAUAUGGGUACUACUUUGUACCAAUAUAUUGGCAAGGGGGGUCGACUUCCGAGGAAUCGGAACUGUAGUCAACUUCGAUAUGCCACUAACAGAACAAGAUUAUAUUAACAGAAUAGGGCGCUCCGGUCGUGGAGAAAAUAGUGGCAGUGCCAUCACAUUCUUCACACUUGACGAUGUCAAGAUCAUGCGUCAUGUACUGGACACUAUGCAGAGAUGCAAACAACCCGUACCAGAAUAUCUACUCCGAUGUGAAAAGAAGAGAGCAGACGUAAGGAGACCGCCGAAACGACAGACUACGGGUGUUGGGAACUCACAAGGUAAGCGGCAAAAGAAGGCGCGAAACGUGAGAGAACGAAAAGCGAUGCUGAGGAGGAUUAGCAACGUUUGA